AUGUAUUUGGAUAAGAGAAAAUAUAAUGAUAUGACCACCACGCCAAUAGCUAAUAAUCGUGGUCGUGUUCAACAAAAUUUCGAAUCUACUUCCAAUUUUAAUUUAAGAACUCCGUUAUCUAAUAUUUCCAAUGGUGUGGGUUAUCGGCAACAACAUAUAAUUUAUUCAGAUAAUUCUACAUGUGAUACCCGUUUUGAUGAAAAUGUUAACCAAUAUAUAGCAUAUGGAUAUCAGCACACAAGUUUCCAAUCUUCUCCCAUUGUUAAUAGCAAAAGUCCAUUAUAUAACGAUCCCAAGGUCAAAAGAAAACAAAGAAAAAUGUAUUUGGAUAAGAGAAUAUGUAAUGAUAUGACCACCACACCAAUAGCUAAUCGUGGUCGUGUUCAACAAAAUUUCAUCACUACUUCCAAUUGUAAUUUAAGAACUCCGUUAUCUAACAUAUCCAACGGAAAUGGACAAUAUUCUGUAUUAUUCGCUCAUAUGAGGUCAUUGACUUCAUCAGGAACCACUCGAGAUUCUUCCAUAAAUUUAUCGUUCGGGAAACAAACUUUAAAAAGGAAGAAUGAAAAUAUAUCUGCUAUACCCUUUCUUGACUUGACAUCAAAUGAAGACUUAAAUGAUCGUUACAUUCUUAAAGAUGUAAUUUCAGGUCUCUCAAAAGAUUACUUGGACCAUGGUGAUAAGACUCUUGUGUGUGCUAUCUGUCAUGCAAAAUUAUGGAAAGAUGAAGCCCAUCCAGGUAAUAAAUCUGGGAAGAGCACAUAUUUUUCGAUGUGUUGUGGUAAAGGCAAAGUUGAGCUUCCUGAAUUAAAAGAAGCGCCUCCAGAAUACCUAAAUCUGUAUCAUCAGCUUGAUCCCAAAUCCAAAUAUUUCAUGAAGAAUAUUCGUCGCUUCAAUUCGAUGUUUUCAUUUACUUCAAUGGGUGGAAAAAUUGACUCUUCCAUUAACAAAGGCAAUGCUCCGUACACCUUCAGACUUAGCGGUCAAAAUUAUCAUACUAUGGGAAGUUUGUUACCUUCAUAUGGAUCCAAACCAAAGUUCUCUCAACUUUACAUAUAUGAUACUGAAAACGAAAUUUCACAUAGGCAAAACACUUUCAGUAAAGAAAAAGAUGGGUAUAUAUCACCUUCUCAUUCACUUGAUAUCGAGACCAUACAGUUCUUGAAGGUUAUGUUCGAUUCAAUAAAUGAACUGUUACGUCUUAUAGGAAGAAGGCAAACAGAUGGACGAACGUAUAACCUACCUACUGCUUCUGAGGUUGCUUCCUUGAUUGUUGGUGACAUUGGUGAUUCAAUUGAUAAUAGAGAUAUCAUUGUAACAACUCAAUCAGGACGUCUACAACGUAUAAAUGAAUUACAUCCUGCAUACCUUGCUCUUCAAUACCUACUACUCUUUCCUUAUGGAGAUGAUGGAUAUAGAGUUGACAUCCCUCAUAGAGAUGUUACGCCUUCAACGGAUACCAAACGACGCAAGUGUACAAUGAGAGAGUUCUUUGCUUAUAGAAUUCAAGACAGGGUGAAUAUUUUUUCAUUAGUUUUGAAUUCAAAAAGACUUUUUCAACAAUUCCUGGUUGAUGCCUAUACGAUGAUCGAAAGUGAGCGGCUAUAUUACGUACGCAACCAGCAAAAAGUUCUUAGAUGUGAAUCUUAUGAAACUUUGCGUAGCCUAGAAAGUCAUGGAAAUAAUGAUAUUUCCAACAUCAGAAAACGUGUGAUCUUGCCUUCUUCUUUUACGGGUGGUGCACGAUACAUGAUGCAGAACUAUUUAGAUGCUAUGUCUCUUUACUUAAAGACAAAUGCAUUAUUGGGUUCGGUCCAAGCAGUUGUUUACACGGUGGAGUUUCAAAAACGCGGCUUGCCUCACGCCCAUAUAUGUCUAUUCAUGCACUCUGAUUACAAGUUGCCUACCGUUGAACAUAUUGAUCGAGUUAUUUCUGCUGAAAUUCCAAACAAAGACGAGGAUCCGGAAUUAUAUGCACUUGUCAGCGAGUUCAUGAUGCAUGGUCCUUGUGGUGGUGAUAAUCCUAAAUGCCCAUGCAUGAUUCAGAACAAGUGUUCAAAAAACUUCCCAAAACCAUUCUUAGAUCAUACUUCUGUUGAUUCUAAUGGUUAUCCUAUAUACAGGAGACGUAAUGAUGGUUCAUUUGUUGAAAAGUCGGGUGUGAAAUUAGACAACAGAACUGUCGUUCCAUAUCACAAAGUCCUUUUGAAAAGAUAUCAAGCUCACAUUAAUGUUGAAUGGUGCAAUCAGGGUGCUUCCAUCAAAUAUUUGCUUAAAUAUAUUAACAAGGGUCCUGAUAGGGCUACCAUGGCAGUUAUCCAAAGCAACAAUGCAGAUGAUACUGAAGAUGCAGUUGAUGAAAUAAAGAACUACUACGAUUACGACGAUAUCGACGAUGUCCUCGACAAAGAAUUUGUUUCUUUUUCGAUGUUCUUAGCUUGGAUGACAUGUAACGAACAUAAUAAAGACGCACAAAAACUUUCAUACGUUGAAUUUCCUUCAAAAUUUGUAUGGAAAUUGAAAGAUCAUUGCUGGAUGCCAAGAAAAAUAGGAAAAUCGAUCGGUAGAAUUCAUGCAGUUUCACCUAAUCUCGGUGAAGCGUAUUUUUUAAGAAUUCUUUUAAAUAAAGUCAAAGGUCCGAAAUCGUUUGAAGAUAUCCGCACGGUAAAUGGUCACGAAUAUGCUACUUUUAGAGAGGCAUGUUAUGCUCUUGGACUUUUAGAAGAUGAUAGAGAAUACAUUGAUGCCAUCGAGGAAGCCAAUCAUUCAGGGUCUGGUUAUUAUUUACGAUCUCUAUUUGCAAUUAUGCUAAAGCCGAAUAGUUUGUCUAACCCGUCCUGUGUUUGGGAAAAUACAUGGAAAUAUUUAUCGGAUGGAAUUCUAUACAAUCAACAGAAGCGAUUAAAUUCUCCAGGUUUAUCGCUUAAUGAGGAUCAACAUAAGAACUUGACCCUUUAUGAGAUUGAAAAAGUUUUACUCCAGAACAAGUUAAGCCUCAAAGAUUAUAAUGGGAUGCCUUACCCAGAUCAUGAAUCUAUAUCUUCUUCAAACAAUCGUUUGAUAACCGAGGAGCUAGAUUUUGACAGGACCGUUCUACACAACGAGUUGAUUCAUCUGUUGGAUUCAUUAACAAUUGAACAAACAGGUGUUUUUGACGAAAUCAUGAAACAUGUUCAACAAAAAAAAGGAGGCGUGUUUUUUGUAUAUGGCUAUGGUGGUACUGGGAAAACUUUUCUUUGGAAGACAUUAUCUGCAGCCUUAAGAUCUGAAGGUGAAAUGGUUUUAAAUAUUGCUUCAAGUGGUAUUGCUUCGUUAUUACUUACCGGAGGUAGAACGGCACACUCUCACAUUAUAAUUCCUAUAAAUCUUACUGAGGAUUCUUUUUGUUCGUUCGCGCCGGAUAGUGAUGUUGCCGAUUUGUUAAGACAAGCAUCAUUGAUUAUAUGGGAUGAGGCACCAAUGAUUCAUAAACAUGCAUUUGAAGCAUUGGAUCGAUCUUUGAAGGAUAUAUUGAGUUGUGAUCUUCGCAGCAACUUAAAAUUGCCAUUUGGAGGAAAAUCAAUUGUUUUUGGAGGCGAUUUUAGGCAGAUUCUACCUGUUGUUCCAAACGGAAGCAGGAAAGACAUUGUGAAUGCUUCAUUAAGUUCCUCCUACAUUUGGCCAGAUUGCAAAGUCUUAAGAUUAACAAAAACCAUGAGGUUGAGUGAUCAAACAAAUGAUAUUGAGGAAACAAAGGCCUUUGCAAACUGGAUUUUGGAUAUAGGAGAAGGAAAUGUGGGUGGUUUCAAUGAUGGUGAGGAAAUUAUUGAUAUACUUGAUGAUCUUCUCAUUAUUGAUUCAUCUGAUCCAAUCGGUUCAUUAAUUGCAUUUGUCUAUCCUUCUAUUAUUGAAAAUGCCAAUCAUCCCAAGUUUUUUCAAGGAAGAGCAAUCCUUGCACCGAAAAACGAAGUUGUUCAGGAAAUAAAUGAUCGUCUGUUAUCACUAUUUCCAGGUGAUGAAAAAGAAUACUUGAGUUCAGACAGUCUUUGUUAUUCAGAUUUUGUUCAUAAUGACAUUGAUGAAAGCUUGUAUUCGCCGGAUGUUCUAAAUGGUCUUAAACCGUCAGGUUUGCCGAUCCAUAAGUUGGUAUUAAAAGUUGGUGUUCCAGUUAUGUUACUGAGGAAUAUUGAUCCAAAAAGUGGUUUGUGUAAUGGAAUGAGACUACGAGUUAUAACAUUGGGUAACCGUGUUAUAGAAGCAGAGAUAAUUCCCGGAAGUAAUAUAGGAAACCGUACUUUUAUUCCAAGAAUGACCUUAACUCCUUCAGAAAAAAGAAUUCCUCUCACGUUUCAAAGAAGACAAUUUCCAUUGGCUGUAUGUUUUGCAAUGACAAUAAACAAGAGUCAAGGACAAUCACUAUCGAAAGUAGGUUUAUUUUUGAGACAACCAGUGUUCACUCAUGGACAGUUGUAUGUUGCAUUGUCGAGAGUUAAAAGCAAAGAUGGAUUAAAAAUAUUAGUUUUAGAUAGUGAUGGCAACCUUAGCAAUAAAACGUCUAAUGUUGUAUUCAAAGAAGUAUUUGGAAAUUUAUUCAAUUAUUGA
Messenger RNA from Lactuca sativa (garden lettuce), 4581 nucleotides. The record is from RefSeq and is a predicted model, not a curated record. Lineage: Eukaryota; Viridiplantae; Streptophyta; Magnoliopsida; Asterales; Asteraceae.